GGUUGGUAAAAUAUCACUCGGUAUUAAACGUAUUUCGAUCGUCGUAUUGUCAUGAGGCAGGCACGUAUGCAGCAGCUGGCGUGCAUCCCAAAACAUUCCUAUAUCCUUUUACAGGAAAAAUUGAGAAAAAAGCAAAAGGAGCGAUGAGAGCAGAGCUAAGAAAAUUUCGCAGUAUAUUUAACGUGAAAUGACUCAAAGAGGAGUGAGACCCGCUUGAGAAAAGUUGCGAUACAUAAUUGUGGAAUGAGAUAAACAAUCUACUAAAGCAACACUGUUUUGUCACGUUACCCAAAAGAAGGUCAAUCACUAUGGCAAAUUCUUCAUAUCUUACAGUUUCUGAAAACACUUUUCACUUGGAGCUCAACCUGUAUGUAGUUCGACAAGAUAAUAUAAAUGUGCAUAAACUGUUUGUACUCUUUUGAUUUAGAAUAUCCUCUCCAAAUAAAAAGACAAAAAAAUGCACAAUUUGUUUUCUUAAUUAAGUUUAUUAGUCGUGUCAAGAAUUCGUUACAGGAUUAAAUUAGUUGAAGUCUUCUUUUUGUGUUAGCAACCUCAGCACAAGAAGAUUGUCUAGCAGACGGAAAGCCAACCGUACAAUCAUGUAAGUGAACUUAGCAAUUCUCUAUAAACGCAUUUUUCCCUCACCCUUUUCAAAUUUUGCUCAUAUCACAUUCAAUGUAAGUGUUACGGGAGUUUUUAGAUAUCAUAUUUUUAACCUUCAAAGGUACUCCCUCACCAUUUUAGCUGUCCUAUUUAAUAACCAAUGACAAAACCAAAAAUCUUUCAGCGUUGACGCAAGUUAAAGGGAAAUAUUUAAUGUUUUUUAGUGGGUGCCGGUGAUAGUUAAAGAAUCAUUUCUUUUUUAGCACAAUUACGAGUAAAUUCUCAACUACCUUCUCGUAGAAAAUUAGAAAAAAAGAAGAGGAACAAACAAAUAAGCAGCACUAACAAUAAGAUACUACUUACAAUACUAAUCAUAACCAUUACGUUUUCCUCAAAUGUGAUUAGUGCAUUAGCUGCUUUAUUCUUCACUAAUCAUUCUGUUCAGCUGUAAUCGGACAGUUGGCUGUAAUCGGACACCUGUGAUCAGUAGCCAAUCAUACUCAGUCCACCGAACAAAAUCCACCAAUAACAGAAUUGAUCACAAUAACCAUAGCAGCAACCAUUCAUCCUGAAAAAAACUGGGGAAUUUAAAAAAUGGAGGAAUUUUUUACUUUAGACACUCUCUAUACCGGAGUUGUUUGUCCAAAAUGCAUGUCUUUUCUUUGGGAAAUUGUACCAAUUAUGAUUAAUUGGUAACAGGAAUUCUUGUAGUCCAAUUCUGUCAGUAAUCGUGCUAGUGAUUGACAAAUCGGACUCCCGCUUCGCGGUCGCCCGAUUUUGUUAAUCACUCGCAUGAUUACAGACAGAACUGGACUACACUUGGUCCUAUUACCAUUAUUUAUUGAAUGUUACGUUAGUUACACCAGCAACUUUUUUAUUUCUUUUUUAUAACACUUUAUUAACUAAAGUAGGCAACAAAACUUAGAAAAAAAUUACUAAAUCUUUUGUUUUCAUUCCUGCCCAUAGCAAAACUAUGUGACAGUGCAGCAAAUAUAUAUUGUAAUAAAAGAGGUAUCGUCAUUGCUAUCAUUUAUUUGUUUAUAUAUUUACUAAUUUAUUUCUUUAUUCAUUCAUUUUCAGUGGUCGCUGCGGUUUCCAACCUUAUUCUGGCCAUGUGGAUCUCUAUUUCUUACAAGUAAUGAUAAGUUUUUCAUAAUUAAAUUCAUGCCCAUAGACAUCUAGGGGGAAUCGUAUGAGACGUAUUGUAUUUCGCCUAAACUAAUUUUAAUUUUCUGUUUGUUUUUACAGCUUUUAGCACGUGCUGAGAGGUCUUGAAGUAUGGAUCCAAUAAAAAAAAACUCGAAGUUUAAAGUCCAGUAGUAUUUUUCUUUGUUUUUAUGCGUGGAAUACUUUUGUCUAGACUGUUCGAGUAUAUAUCGAAUAUAUAAUACUUAGCAAAGUGUGCACUUUUACUGCUAUAGAAAAAGAUAGCUAUUCUCGGGUGUUUUAGGCAAUACUGCACUCCUGUCUUUCAAUUCAUUGCUUUUUUCACUACUCGUAAGAUAAUAGCCCGUGGAAUGUAUAAGAUGUUCUUUCCUUGAGCUAUUCUUUUCCUUUUUUGGGAGAAUUAUUUUAAACCUUGAAAAGAUAAUUGUAGGUUAGCAAUGGUUUGUCAUUUUGUCAUUAAAAGUCUUUUAAGACAAAUUCAGUGUCAAGUUCUCACAGUUUCUACCUAAAGAAGGUAGACCUUCGAGAAAUUCUAAUUUAUUUUGUUUCCAUUCGAAUGUUUUUUAUCCAAUAUAAGAUCCGAUAAAGAUAUCUCUGCGACAAGCGGGCAAGGAAAUUAUCAUCGUUAACACUUCGUUGAGCAUUGUGGUGCAUUGUGUUUUACAGGCUAAAGUUGAGCUUUUGACAGGCUAAAGGAUAUUUUAGCUCGUGCGCUCGCUUUAUUUGUCCAAAGUUGUCGUCAUUUUUCAUUUUUGGCUUUCAAAGUGAUAAUGAUAAUAACAAUACAGUUUAUUUCAUUGGGCAUAAAUAUGUUUGGGCCCUUCUCACAGCCCAUUCAUCAAGCGCAAAGUGUUUCCCGCGCGAAGGAGAUGCUUGAAGCUUUUAACCCCCUCUGGUCUACAGAUGGAAAAGAUUCCUUAUGCAGUUCUUAGUUCCGUUUAAUCGUCGCUAGUCUGAAGGGGCACAAGGAGUCUUUUACUUCAAUCCCUUGGCCCUGACUUUUUAUCACGGUCAAUAUUCACGGGUAGGGGGAGGAGCGAAUAAUUCAAUUUCAGGGAAACAAUUUCAGGCCCCUUUUCCACGAGGAUGGUAGAAAACAUGCCAGAUUUCAAUCAGCACCGACACGCUACAAAACCUUAUUCUAGGUGAAAGGGCCUUUAAACGUUUCCAAAAGUUUUUCGGUUAAGGACGGAGUCUUCCCCGUUUCCUGCUUUAAAUUCACGCCACAUGUAUUUAUUUGGCAACAUGUCACUCACGUUAUGACCUAAGAGUUACAGAGUUGCUAUGUAAUGAAACAAAAAAAUGAAUGUUUAUGAUAGAGUUAAUGAAAAAACAAUAAUAAAAAAAAAAUAUAUAUAUAUAUAUAUAUAUAUUUACUUGACGUUUGCGUUUGGUUUUAACUGAACUGUUGGCAAUAUAUCACUCGGUAUUGAAACGUACGAUCGUAGUAUUGUCGUGAGGCAGGCGCGCGUGCAGCGGCUGGUGUGACAUCCUAAAACAUUCCUGUAUCCUUUUUCAGAGAAAAUGUGAAAAAAAAAGUAAAAGGAGAGAUGGUAGCAGAGCUAAGAAAAUUUCGCAGUCCAUUCUAGGAAUGCCACAAAAGUUAUGAAAUGAGUCAUGGAAUAAAUUUAAGAUUAACAUUUCCUGUGUUACAUACGUAAACAUAUGUUUGUUCUUAUUUCAAAACCUCGCUGGACAGUUUAUAGAUCGCGGUAUUUGGGGUUCCAGAUCGAAAGUUGAAUUUUUUCCCGAAGGACACCCGCGAAGGUGGGAAGUAACCUUAAACCCUUUCGUCUCCUUUAUGAUGUAUUCAUUUUUAACACACGUCCCUGAGAAAGAAUCAGGUCUUGUACAGGUAAAUAACUUCUUCUUCUUCUUCUUCUCCUCCUCCUCCUCCUCCUCCUCCUUCUUCUUCUUCUUCUUCUUCUUCUUCUUCUUCUUCUUCUUCUUCUUCUCCAUAUCUCGACCUCUCGACAAAUCUAAUUUUUCAAAAAUUUCUGAGAAUUCUGCCCGGUCUCCUGUCUAAAAUUCCUUGAAAAGUUGACAAACGGCCUUUUUUAUGAUAUGAGAGAGAGCACAUCCAUCGAUCUGCACUUUAACCCUUUAAUUCCCGUGAGUGAUUAACGUGAAUCUUCUCCUUAAAAUAUCCAUACAUUAUCCAGCAAACAGGUAAUGAGAAUACUCAAACCUAUCAGGUAGAAGUUGUUAUCUUGAUUUAACAUCAAAUUCUCAUGACACAUUUAGUUUAGGAAAUGUGUAGCAGCUUGGGGGGAGAAUUUUCAAGCAACAAGUUUCAGGGCGUUAAAGGUUUACCAAAAGGAAGAGUAUGGAAUCUGAUUCAGAAGUCGCAUUAUGCAUAUGAUCCAGCAACCAAAAUGAAAUUAAAGAUAAUUGCUUUGCACACAAAUCCAGCUGAUUGAAAAAUUCAGUCGAUGGAAUAGAAGUUUGUUGUUAAAACCCAAUCUACUGCUAAUUUACUCAUAUUGUUUAAUCUACGUUUUUGUAACCUAUGAGUGCGAACUAGCGUUUGUUCUUCUUUAGCUUGUGCGAUGAUUAAUUUUGUGGCAGACCGAGUGUGGAAUGCAUCCCUUACAGACUCUGAGUCAAACGAGUCCAAAGCUUUGGAAGACAUGACAUUCAUAUGCAUGGUAGUAAGUCCAUUUACUGGUUUCUGUUUAACCCGACUUCUCGAUCAUUUGUUCGAUAAGGAAUUCACGUUUCUGGUUUCUUCACUGAAGAAGUUACACUUAAUAGGGGUCUAAGUCACGGUUUAGUAAAGUUUUGUGGCAGAUCAUUCCCUAAUGGAAACUGGAAUACUUUUGUGCCGAAAAAAGGCAGCAGAGGAAGAUGUUUUCCUUCCAUAACUUCAGCGAGAAAAGCACGUAGAAGGCCAUAAAGGCUAUUUGGACGUGAAAAUGUGGCUUUAACUGCUUUUCUCACGAUUUUCUGAUCAGACUAUUCCUAUGAGUGAAUUUGGAGCUCCAACCCAGUUCUUAAGAGCAAAUGUGACCAAAAAUCGAACAUUUUCAAAAUAUGAGAGAGAAGCAACCCACUGAAUACUCCGUUUGGCUGAAUAUCGAUUUAUUUUCGAUAAUCACUGAAUUCCGCUAAAAUGCCGCUGUUGAAGCUCAAAAUUUCAGGCGAAUCUCAGAACGUCGCGUCUCAAAACAAGUAAAAAAUUUGAACCGAUGAAGAGUACCAAAUCUUGAAAAGCAUCAUCAAAACGCGUGUUGACAACAAUUUGAGCAAUUAUUUACCAUUUAUUUACACAAUCUAAAAGAAUUUAUCCGACCGGCCAACUUCUGACUAGUUUAAAAAUAGGUCAAAAGUAACCCGUUAUUUCACUUUCACACACCGAAAAUGUACACAUACACAAGCAAACUCAAUUUUUGCGCAUUUUACGUCCAAUCUACGGCUUAGUUAACAUAACAUCCGCCUACCUUUCACGUUGCUGUUGUGAAGGAGAGGGCUACAGUCCUGAAAUUGUUGUAUCGUUCACAUAAAAACAAAAUAACUUGGAAGGAUAGUCAUCGACUCCUUGAUCAUACUUUUACAAAGCGUAUUUCGGGGUUUUGAUUUGAGGCUUCUCUAUUCCCAUUUCGUUGAAAAGGAGACUGAAGCCACGUGUUUCACAGUCCAGACCUCAUUAUAAAUUAAUUAGCAUUAUUCCGCACGUACACGAGAAACAUGUUUCUGAACUAGCAACAUUCCGCUUACAUUUGGUUCGCGGUUGGGUUGAAUACUAAUAUUUAAGUAAUGAUCAUUUACGUAAUGUAAUUAAAGCCUCUUUUUCAACGAAAUGGGAAUAGAGAAACCUCAAACGAACUCGCUAAGACAACUCGAGCAUGAAAUGGAUUCUCCGUACUCCCAACUGAUGACUACACGCUUCUUAACCCUCUUCAAUGUGUUACCAUGGUUAAGUCAAAACAAAGCGGAACUUAGCAGUGUGAAAGAUACUUGGGGUGUGACGUUCCUUGGAGGAGGCAGUUAAAAUUUGUGUUGACCACUUGCUUUGCUUCGUUUCGAACUAAUCAGUCGCUGGAAGUAUGUUUCCUGAACGGAUAUUUGUGUUGAUAUUUGUGGGUUUAUCCUUCGCACAAGGUAUGUAAAAUCUAACACUUUUCUCCUCACCAGAUGUGGGUGAAAGAGGGGAUGUUGAAAUAACGCUCGAGGUUGAAAGUUACAUUUGUGACACUCGUCGUGGACUUACAAAAAUGAUGAAUCAUGACGUCUACGCCAUGUGAAAGAAAAUUGUUUCCCUUGAACUAAUUAACUCUUCCACUUAAUGCGAAGCAACUGAGAAAUAUUUAAAUGCUAAGAUUGGCAUAUUAGAAGAAUUCUUUAGGACCAUGUCGAUAAGCGAACGGCAAACAACAAAAUGUCAAGUUUGCUCUCUGGCUUUCGUACAAUAAAAAUCUGAAUACGUUUAUCGUCGGUUUUUGUUGCAGGCAUCCUAAUUUCGAUAUCGCAAAUAAAUUUCCCGUUUUUGUUUUCAGAGAAAGUGGAUCUGAUUUUUUUCAACCCAUGAUGGCUUUCAUAGCGACUGAUGAGCAAUGUUAGUUGCAUCUUUUUGGUCGUAGCUAGGAACGGUCACUUAUCAUUCACAAUAGCGUGUCAUUUCAAGCUUCUGUUGUCCUCAAAUUCUGUGGUUACCAAAUGUCCUCGACGAAAACUGAUUGAUUGCAUUACACAAAAAAAUUUUUUUAGCCCUAUUCAUUAAAUUGAACCAGUUUACUUUGGCAUUUAUGAUUUGUUAGAAGAGAGUCGUUGUGGACUCGUUUCGGGUUUGACCGUCUCGAGUCUGAAGGGGCACAAGAAGUCUUUUACUUUGGUCCCUACGCCCUGACUGUUUUCCACGGUCAGUUCAAGUAGCCUAGAACACGGGUCCUUCAAACAGAUUUUCUGACACUUAUCACAGUGCACCGUGACCCUUGUGAUGUUUCACGAGACUAAAACAGUCAAUGUUUCAUCCGCCUAAGACUCUUUGUCAACUCCCUGUGGCGACGAUAGCAGUCAGUGUUUCAACCGCUUAAGAUUCCUUUGUCUAAUCCCUGUGGCGACGGUAACAGUUAAUGUUUCACCGCUUAAGACUCUUUAUCUACUCCCUGUGGCGCCGGUAACAGUUAAUGUUUCACCGCUUAAGACUCUUUAUCUACUCCCUGUGGCGCCGGUAACAGUUAAUGUUUUUAUCUACUCCCUGUGGCGACGAUAAGACUCGACGGGACGAGAGACGAGAGACUCUUGAAAAAUUCAGCACGGGAUGUGUGGUUCGCUUCAUAAAAUCUUAGGCCUAUUGCAGACUUAGGGUACGUUCUUUGGGAGAAUCCGUAUCAGGAUUUCUGAUUUUCGUGCAAAUCCAUUUUCAUAUCAGUGAUCUAUCAAAUCCACUCUGGACAGGGAUUCAUCGGAUCACUGAUCUGCGUGAUGUAAAGACAGAUCAUUGGAUCACUGAUCUGACGCGUUCCUUCAGGCGAAGGAUCCGAAACUAAUCAUUUUGCCCAGCGGUGCUCAAUUUUAAACAAGCGGCAGAUACUUCAUAUAUUAACCGGAAAGAUUGUUGGCAAUCACUCCACAAAUUCUACGAUAAACACGAAAUAAAAUCGAUUUUGUAAUGUUUAAUCGAUCGGCCUCUGAUCGCAGGUAUUCAGGGUUCCCUAGUAGCCAUAUCGUAAUCAAUACUUGCUUCUGUUUUAAUUCCAUCGUUUGAGUUUACCAUGAAAAAAUGUGCUUCUAAUGAAUGGUGCGCGCUAAAGGAAUGCACCCUUAAUCUCACAUCAUUUUCCAUACUCUAUAACCGACUUGGAUAACAUCAACAACGUACGUGUGACUUCUGUUAACCGUAUAUGCCAACAGAUAAUGGUCAAUUUCAGAUUCCUUUCUACUAAGAUGGUAGAAAACUUGCCACAGUUUAAUCAGCACCGAUACACUAAAACCCUUAUUCAAGGUGAAAGGGUCGUUAACCAAAGUUUUUCGGUUAAGUAUUGUGUCCUCCCCGGUUCCUGCUUUAAAUUCACACCACAUGUUUGGAAAAGGAACAUUUAAUUUAUGGAUUGGGCUUAUAUAACGUUACGUAAUCUUUUUCUAUUUAUUUCGUCGUAUUGUAGGUUUUUGUUAUUACGUAACGUCUUUUGUUUGUAAGAUAAUUUGUAGGUUUGUUUUCGUUUAGUUUGCUAUAUAAUUAUAAAAAAAAACAUUAUGUUGUGUGUAAUUCGUUCAGGUUUAUUCCAGGUCGAGUUCGAAUUUAUUCGAGAUCGUCCAAGAUUAGUUUGUUGGAGAUCGGUCAUUUAGUGCUCAAUCUAAAUUUGUUAUUCGUACUUAGUUCGAGUUAAUGAUAAAUGUUCAACUAGUGAACAUGUAUUUGGCGACAUGUCACUCACGUUAUGAUCUAAGAGUGUUUAUGAAUGUUUACGAAAGAGUUAGAUGAGAUCUAUUGACUUGACUCUCGAUAUAUAUAUAUAUAUAUAUAUAUAUAUAUAUAUAUAUAUAUAUAUAUAUAUAUAUAUAUACAUAUAUACAUAUGUAGAUAGAUAGAUAUUUACUUUACAUUUGCUUUUGGUUUUGAGUCAACGGUUGGUAAAAUAUCACUCGGUAUUAAACGUAUUUCGAUCGUCGUAUUGUCAUGAGGCAGGCACGUAUGCAGCAGCUGGCGUGCAUCCCAAAACAUUCCUAUAUCCUUUUACAGGAAAAAUUGAGAAAAAAGCAAAAGGAGCGAUGAGAGCAGAGCUAAGAAAAUUUCGCAGUAUAUUUAACGUGAAAUGACUCAAAGAGGAGUGAGACCCGCUUGAGAAAAGUUGCGAUACAUAAUUGUGGAAUGAGAUAAACAAUCUACUAAAGCAACACUGUUUUGUCACGUUACCCAAAAAAGAAGGUCAAUCACUAUGGCAAAUUCUUCAUAUCUUACAGUUUCUGAAAACACUUUUCACUUGGAGCUCAACCUGUAUGUAGUUCGACAAGAUAAUAUAAAUGUGCAUAAACUGUUUGUACUCUUUUGAUUUAGAAUAUCCUCUCCAAAUAAAAAGACAAAAAAAUGCACAAUUUGUUUUCUUAAUUAAGUUUAUUAGUCGUGUCAAGAAUUCGUUACAGGAUUAAAUUAGUUGAAGUCUUCUUUUUGUGUUAGCAACCUCAGCACAAGAAGAUUGUCUAGCAGACGGAAAGCCAACCGUACAAUCAUGUAAGUGAACUUAGCAAUUCUCUAUAAACGCAUUUUUCCCUCACCCUUUUCAAAUUUUGCUCAUAUCACAUUCAAUGUAAGUGUUACGGGAGUUUUUAGAUAUCAUAUUUUUAACCUUCAAAGGUACUCCCUCACCAUUUUAGCUGUCCUAUUUAAUAACCAAUGACAAAACCAAAAAUCUUUCAGCGUUGACGCAAGUUAAAGGGAAAUAUUUAAUGUUUUUUAGUGGGUGCCGGUGAUAGUUAAAGAAUCAUUUCUUUUUUAGCACAAUUACGAGUAAAUUCUCAACUACCUUCUCGUAGAAAAUUAGAAAAAAAGAAGAGGAACAAACAAAUAAGCAAAAAUUAAAAAAAGGGAAAAAAGAAGUCCACCUUUCAGAUUUAGAUGUUUUAAGUAGUACAAGUCACUCUUCGUUACUCUUAAUCCUUAAACCAUCUCAUUACUAUUCUCACUUUGUCGGACAUUGUGGCGCAUUUUGCGGGCUAAAAUGGUGUAUUUAGUGGGCUGAAAUGUAUUUUUUUGUAUCAUAAUGUAUGCUUCGGCUUUAUUUCACUGAAACGUUUUAAUCGGUUUCCACCACUACGGACGUUACUACAUACGUGAUCAACACCUGGUUUUUGUUGCGACAAUCUCUACUAUUGAUCGGAAGGUGACUGUAGGAAUAAAAACACCACUCACAUUUGGAGAUCCUUGGGAGCCUAAUCAGUCUUUCUUGAUUUCUCUAAAUGGAAAAGUCGUCAGGUUUCGCUGCCCACCCGCAUUUCUUCUUAUUAACUUUACCUGCACUUUGUAGCCUUUGGCUUUAAGAACAUGUAACAUAACGUACAUCUCUUGUUUGUGGCUUGAUAGUCCUUUUUGUUUUAUUUCUUCAGCGUGCGGCAGGUAUACUUUACAGUCAUACGAUCUUAAGUGGAACGAUGAUUUGAACAAUAGCUCAUCAUUAAUUUAUCAGACCAUGAAAAGAUGGAUGUUGCAUAUCGUAAGUGGAUACUAGUUUGUUGGAUAGUUUGUGUAUAACCUCUGGCCUAGAAUGAUAAUGAAACAAAGCGCGAAGCGAAACUUAUAGCAAGUGCAAGAGUCAGUCGAUAUGGUUAAACAUCCUGAUUUUAACGUUCGCUCUUUGUUAAAAAUAUUUUCUAGCGAAAUGUAAACUUUAAUUGUGAUUAGCAUUUACUUUAUUUUCUCGCUACAGUUUUGUGCUAUAUUGAAGAUCUUGGGGUCCAUGGUGAUGUUUCCAGAACUGACUUUCGAAGAGGCGGCUGGGAAUUGGUCGAUUGCCAAAGUCAAAGUGUGCCUGGUUUUUAAACCCGAAGUCGAUAUUGAUAUGGAAACUGUACUACACAAUUACACGAAAAACUAUACCUAUGAAGCAGUCGGUUAGUGUCAUUUAUUUGCUAAGAGUCGCGCUUUGACUGUUUAGUGGUUGAAUAAUAUCUCACAAGGAAUGAAAUUAUUCUUGAAAGUAAAAAUUGCAAACUCGUCGCGCACCACACGAUUUUGUGAUGAUUAUAAGGAACGAGGCAAAUAAACUGACACAAAAGAGGUGUCUCUGAUUAUUAUCGCUCAGUCAUACCAAGAUGAUGUUAUCUUUAAGCUCUGUGGAUAAUGUCAAUAUAUCCCUAUUUACUUCAUUUAUUUAUUUAUCUAUAUUUGAUAGUUAUUCGCGUCAGGCUCAGUGAAUAUUGUUAAAUAGCCCCCGAGACGAAGUCGAGUCUGAGGCGAAUAGUUGUUUUUAGUAUAAUUGCGAAUUAUUUUUUUAGUGUAAUUUCUUAGGUGCUUCCCAUUUCUGUUGUAAAUUCGUGUAGUUUUUUAAACCAUUCUGUUAGAAUUGUUUUGAGUACUCGUAUCGAAAUUAGGAGCAACUUUCCAUUAGAAUUUGACAGGUUUAUUCAAUGCAGUCAGCAAAAACUACAUAUCUUUCUUUUGAAAAGUGUUACUCUAAACGUAUUAUCAUCUUUUGUGCUCUUCAGAGUUGUAUUUUCUUCUUUUGCGUUUAUCACUCUCUCUGUGACAUUGACAAAACGCGCUCGAAGCAUCCAUUUUGAAAUCUAAACCCUUGCUAUAGUCACCUCGCGCGAGAUUAUUAUAGCGAUAAAAGGCGAAAUUCACGAUCAAUCAGAGGUCGCGCAUCUCUUUAACCACUGGAGCAAUUAUACUAUAAAACUUUACUUGAUGUAUGUACAUCUGCGUCGUCACAUUAUAAUUUUCAUUCGACGAUGUUCGCCUCGCAUUUGUCCACAGAAAAUUUGUCCAUGAUGCAGUAAAACCCCUAUUCUGUCGCUUUUUAGUAAUAGUUAAAUUUAUCUAUUAAUGUGUUUUUUAGGAGUUACUUUCUCAGAAUGGAAAGCUAAGGAUGGCGAGUGCAAAAAGUGUGACGGAGGAGGUGGGCCAUUUAUGAUUGAAAGUGUAUGUGAGAAGGAAGAGCACAGCUGUCGGGGACAAAAGAACAAGUCUAAAGAAUCCAUGGAUUGUGCGAAGUAUUGCUCCUCCUCAGCCUCAGCUCAGGGUAGGAACGGAUAAAAUUCUAUAAAAAUUUAAGGAUCUCUAACCGCAUCAAGGAAAACAUCACUUAUUCUGCAUUAACGACCAUAACUUCGAUUAAAUCUUGUAAAUUAAAUUUUGUGGCAAUUCGAUUUCUGUAGUAUGGUUCCUAAGGAACUGACUGACACUGGCAUGAAAAUAUACUUUUUGUUUUAUUUUUCAUCAGCCCAUUGUAUGGAAACAAAUAGCUACAGCACUAACAAUAAGAUACCACUUACAAUACUAAUCAUAACCAUUACAUUUUCCUCAAAUGUGAUUGGUGCAUUAGCUGCUUUAUUCUUCACUAAUCUUUCCGUACAGUUGUAAUUGGACAGUUGGCUGUAAUCGAACGCCUUUGAUCGGACAGUUGAAACAGCAAAUCAUACUCAAAAUUCAAAAAACACAGAAUUGAUUACAUUAACCAUAGCAACAAUCACUUAUCCUAAAAAAAACUGGGGAAUUUCCAAAAUGGAGGAAUUUUUUUACUUUAAACACUGUCUCUACCGGAGAUGUUUGUUCAAAAUGCAUUUUGUUUUUUGGGGGGGGGGGGGAAUUGUACCAAUCAUGAUUAAUUGGUAACAGGACUUCUUGUCGUCAAAUUCUGUCAGUAAUCAUACUCGUGAUUGACAAAUCGGACUCCCGCUUCGCGGUCACCCGGUUUUGUGAAUCACUCGCAUGAUUACAGACAGAACUGGACUACACUCGAUCCUAUUACCAUUAUUCAUUGAAUGUUACGUUAUUUACAUCAGCAACCUUUUUAUUUCUUUUUUAUUACACUUUUUUAACAAAAGGAGGAAGCAAAAUGGAGAAAAAAAUAACUAGAUCUUUUGUUUUCAUUCCUACCCAUAGCAAAACUAUGUGACAGUGCAGCAAAUAUAUAAUGUAAAAAAGAGGUAUCACUAUUGUUAUUAUUCAUUUGUUUAUGUAUUAACCAUUUUGUUUCUUUAUUCAUUCAUUUUCAGUGGUCGCUGCGGUUUCCAACCUUAUUCUGGCCAUAUGGAUCUCUAUUUCUUACAAGUAAUGAUAAGUUUUUCAUAAUUAAAUUCAUGUCCAUAGACAUCUAGUGGAGUAGUAUGUGACGUAUUGUAUUUCGCUUAAACUAAUUUUAAUUUUCUGUUUGUUUUUACAGCUUUUAGCACGUACUGAGAGGUCUUGAAGUAUGGAUCCAAUAAAAAAAAAACUCGAAGUUUAAAGUUCAGUAGUAUUUUCUUUUGUUUUUAUGCGUGGAAUACUUUUGUCUAGACUGUUCGAGUAUAUAUCGAAGAUAUAGUACUUAGUAAAGUGUACUAUUUUACUGCUAUAGAAAAAGAUAGCUAUUAUAUCGGUUGUUUUUUUAGGUAAUACAGAUAAUUGUAGUUUAGCAAUGGUUUGUCAUUAAAGUCUUCAAGACAAAUUCAGUGUCAAGUUCUCACAGUUUCUACCUAAAGAAGAUAGACCUUCGAGCAAUUCUACUUUAUUUCGUUGCCAUUCGAAUGCUGUUUAUUCAAUAUAAGAUCCUAUAAAAAUAUCUCUGCGAUAAGCGGGCAAGAAAAUUGUCCACUGUUAACACUUCGUUGAGCAUUUUGGUACAUCGUGUUUUGCGGGCUAAAGCAGUGAGUUUUUGGCAGGCUAAAGGAUAUUUUAGCUCGUGCGCUCGCUUCAUUUGUUCAAACUUGUCGUUAUUUUUCAUUUUUGGCUUUUAAAGUGAUAAUGAUAAUAAAAGUUUAUUUUCUUGGGCAUAAAUAUGUUUUAGGCCCUUCUCACAGCUUAUUUUAAUCCUCGCCUAGCAGCUCGGGAUAAAAUGACUCUGAGUUGGGUCCAAAACAUUUUUCAGUAUGCCCUCCAACACAAACGCUAAUGUUUUAUUAUACUUUUUAAAUUAUGUACUGGCGGGUACUUUCUCCGGCUUUUUUCCAAUUUAUAAAGCUCAUUAUAGAAAAUAUAGAUCAUAACAAAAAAGCAAGAACAACAAUAACAAUAACAUCCAACUUCUAACAGUUCACUGAUCGUUUUUGUGGAUGAUUUAAACUUACCACAUAGGGGAAAAUCGCACCUGUUUGAAGCACCGUUUUUGACAAAUAAAUUAGAAACACUGAUUUCGUGUCCCUUACAUAUUCUUUUUAUAAAAUCAAGUCCAUGCACUGAAAACUGAGAGUUAUCUAAAGAAGCUACAUAUGUGAAUAAACUAACAUAAGCUACGACUUGCCAAAUUCAAAUCGGAGUCCGACUCUGUUAUAAACCACAAUUCUUUUGUUCCUUUUAAUUUUUUUGCGAAGCGUUAUACGUUUUGAAGUUUAGUAAAUUAAAGGGUUUCGUUUGUUUAGAGAAGUUGGUGGAUGAUUGGUAUAAAACCCCAUUAAUGCCGCAAAUUGUCAGUAAAUUAUUCAUGGCUUCCUGUCACGCAGACAGUUUUAAUUGAUCUUGAAAGAUGUUGUUUAAAUGAUUUUCAUACGCAUGGUACAAAUGAAAAAAAAAAUACAGACUUUCAUAAUUUAGUGCAUUUAUAAGUUCAUAAUUUUAUAAUUUCAGCAUCGUUAUACGCCUUUAUUUUUCGUAAUUACGGUUUUAAAGAUGUA
Pocillopora meandrina is the source of this 14016-nucleotide messenger RNA. The record is from the annotation of a GenBank genome assembly. Lineage: Eukaryota; Metazoa; Cnidaria; Anthozoa; Scleractinia; Pocilloporidae.